This is a messenger RNA of Saccostrea cuccullata (small rock oyster), 3138 nucleotides long. Its product is annotated as ankyrin repeat domain-containing protein 17-like. The transcript has 5 exons. The record is from RefSeq and is a predicted model, not a curated record. Gene Ontology annotation, molecular function: protein binding. Lineage: Eukaryota; Metazoa; Mollusca; Bivalvia; Ostreida; Ostreidae. Bases 1 to 3138 code for a protein of 1045 amino acids.
AUGGAGGGGACAUACACAAAACAAUGUGGUACUGAAUACACAUUUAUUCAUGACUCUAUGUUUGAAAUCAUUGCUUAUCAUUUUGGUUCUCAGUUCCCAAAGCUAAUGUUCAAAUUCAUGAGUAGCAAUUAUAUUGCUAACUCUGUGAAGCUUCAAAAAAAUGAAAUGCUUAAAUUAAAGAAUGAAAAUGAACAAGCAGGUGAAAAUGGCCCAAUCAAUAGUGAGAGUAAAAAUGAAAAAAACAUUGCUUGUGAAAGCCCACAAAAAGGGGGAAACGAGGUUUUGAGUGCUGAAAACAGUAACAGAAUGGAGGCAUUUGAUCUCUGUAUAAGGAUAGGGGAGGAUCAGUACUCAAUGUUAGCAGAGCAACAGAAAGAUGUGUCUAAGGUAGUGAGUAAAGGAAAGCGUGUGAGAGAGGAGAUUGAGAAGAGGGAUGAGAGGAGCAGGGAAUGGCACAGACAGAGUGUGUUGGUGAAGGAGAGGAUUAAGGAGGGAAAUUAUAGAGAAAAAACAUACAGUGUUAGGGUUAUCAGUUGGGUGGUUUGUUACAGACACAAUCAGGUUUUACAAUAUAUUUUAGAGCAAACUGAGUCACAUAAAGAAACACAGACUGAACUUUUUUUUAAUUCUUUCAAACUUGCUUUACUUAUUCCAACAAAAGAAGAGGGAAAUAGAAUUGCAGCAUAUGAUCCAGUCGAAAAUUUAGAUUCAUUUAGAAACUUAGACAUUGAUGGAUCAAUAUCUGAACACCAGCGCUUACUUUUGCUGAGUUGUUACGAUGGAGAUUUAAAAACUGUGAAAACAUUAAUUAAAUAUCUCAAAAGGAAUACAAUUUGUACGACCUUUCCAGAUUUAGAGUUUAAAUAUGUAUUGGGAGACAAAGCACUUACAGCCGCGUGUAAGGAUGGACAUUUGAGUGUAGUGAAGGAGCUGGUAGAGGCAGGGGCUGAUGUCAAUCCUAAAGGUUGGGUUGAUACACCACUGAAAGCAGCAUGUGAGGGUGGACAUCUGAGUGUAGUGAAGGAGCUAAUAGAAGCUGGAGCUGAUGUCAAUCCACAAGGUAGGUAUGAUACACCACUGACAGCAGCAUGUAAGCGUGGAUAUACAAGUAUAGUGAAGGAGGUUAUGGAAGCCGGAGCUGAUGUCAAUCUACAAGGUAGGUUUGAUACACCACUGAUAGCAGCAUGUAAUGGUGGACAUAUGAGUUUAGUGAAGGUGCUUAUAGAAGCCGGAGCUGAUGUCAAUCCAAAAAAAAGUUUUGUUUUUACACCACUGACAGCAGCGUGUAAGGGUGGACAUCUGAGUGUAGUGAAGGAGCUAAUAGAAGCCGGAGCUGAUACCAAUCAACAAGGUAUGUUUCAUACACCACUGACAGCAGCAUGUAAGGGUGGACAUAUGAGUUUAGUGAAGGUGCUUAUAGAAGCCGGAGCUGAUAUCAAUCAACAAGGUGAGUGUGAUACACCACUGACAGCAGCAUGUAAGGGUGGAUAUAUAAGUAUAGUGAAGGAGCUGCUCGAGGCUAGAGCUGAUGUCAAUUUACAAGGAAAGCAUGGAGUUGGUAUAGAUAACGAAACACCAUUAACAGUCGCAUGUAAGGGUGGACACUUUGAUAUAGUAAAAGAGUUGCUAGAGGCAGGGGCUGAUGUUAAUCAACGAAGUAAGUAUAAUACACUACUGACAGCAGCAUGUGAUGGUGGAAAUAUAAAUGUAAUAAAGAAACUCCAGGAGGCGGGUGCUUAUGUCAAUGUACACAGUGAAAUAGAUUCACCUUUAACAGCAGCAAUUAAAGGUGCAGGGGCUGAUGUUAAUUUACAUAGUACACGUGAAACACCACUGAUAGCAGCUUGUUAUGGUGGACAUAUGAGUAUUGUGAUGGAUCUCUUAAAGGCAGGAGCUGAUGUCAAUCUACAAAUUCAAUCUUGUACAUCACUGAUAGCGGCAUGUUGGGGUGGGCAUGAAGAUGUGGUGGAAGAGAUUGUAAAAGCAGGGGUUGAUGUUAAUUUACAUGGUCAUUAUUAUAAAUCACUGAAAGUGGGUGGAGGGAAGGUGUUCGGAUAUGUAAAUGAAUCUUAUACACCACUAACAGUAGUAUGUUGGGGUGGAUCUAUGAAUGGAGUUAAAACUCUGCUUAGGGCAGGAGCUGAUGUUAAUCCUCAGGGUGAAUAUUCAACACCACUCAUAGCAGCAACUAAGGUUGGGUGUAUACGUAUAAUAAAGGAGCUGCUAAGUGCAGGAGCUGACGUAAAUCUUCAAGGUAAGCAUGAAACACCAUUGAUGAAAGCUUGUGAUCAUGGACAUAUGAAUAUUGUGAAGGAGUUGUUGAACGUAGGGGCUGAUGUCAAUCUACAUAGAAAGUAUGAUUAUAAUACACCGCUGUCACUAGCAUGUAAAAAAGGACAUACAAGUAUUGUGAUAGAGCUGCUAAAGGCAGGGGCUGAUGUCAAUCUACAAAGGAGAGAUAACACACCACUGACAGCAGCAUGUGAUGAGGGACAUUUGAGUAUUGUUAGAGAGUUGCUAAGUGCAGGGGCUGACGUAAAUCUAGGAAAACAUAAUACCCCACUGAAAGCAGCAUGUAAUAAAGGACAUACUAGUAUUGCAAUGGAGCUGCUGAAGACAGGGGCUGAUGUCAAUCUUCAUGGAGAGUAUGGUACACCACUGACAAUAGCGUGUAAAAAAGGGACAGAGAAUGGUUCAAGUCAGUUAGACAGACUGAGGUUACAUUUGUUUGAUUGUUUGGUAAACAUAAGACACAGUGACGUGAUGGCUGACAGUAAGGUUGAUGUGGUGGUGACACGGAGACGAGUGUGGCAUGUCAAUCAGUGGAUACAGCUGUAUGAUGAUUCUAAUAAUGAGUAUGAUGAGAGACCCCUGCUGUUUACACUGAUUGAUGAGAAUAUUUGUAACGACAGUUUAUUGGAUAGGGUGCGGAUCCUCCUGGAGUCGGGGGUGGAUGUCAAUGUCAGGGUGAGGUAUAGAGAGUAUGGUUCUGUGUUACACAGAAAGGGGGUGUCUGUUCUAGAGAGGACACGACAACUGCUGAAUAAGUAUAGAAAGAGAGAGGGGUGGAAAAGAGUGUUUAAUUGCACAAGAGUGAUUAAGGAGGUGAAGAAACAUGUAAGACGAUACUCUGUGUAG